GAAUUCAAAACAGGAAAAGCAAAGAGUGGGGAGGACGACAUUCCCUCUGUGUGAGUGACUUCGCCAACUAUGCCCCUUCAAAGAGGUGCGGACCCCGUCGCUCCGUCAGAGCAACUGCUCCAGAAACAAGCUCCGGGACGCUUCUCCAUGCUUUCGUAAGCAACAUGUCAGAUGUACUAAUCCAAAGAAUACAGGAGCUGGAGUCAGAGUUGGAGAGGCUCAGGUCUCAGCUGAAGCAGAGCAGUGGAGCUGCAGAUGAAAUGGAAACGACGUCCAGUCCGGCUCCUGAUGAAAGCUGGGACUGUAAGGCUGAUGUGAACCCCAGCAGCAGCAAGAAGGAGAGGAAGAAAGGCGGCAGAGACCGUCCCUUUGACUUCUCCCUGCACCCCCGGCGUCAUGUGGCUCUGCGGCUGGCUUAUCUCGGGUGGGCCUACCAGGGCUUUGCAGUCCAGGAGAACACAGACAACACCGUGGAGGCCAGACUCUUUGACGCUUUGUUAAAGACCAGGCUGAUUCAGGACCGGCAGAGCUCCAAUUACCACCGCUGUGGUCGCACUGAUAAAGGAGUCAGUGCUUUUUCCCAAGUUAUAACCAUUGACUUGCGCUCCACGCAGUUUUGUGGAGGCCUCGGCGUCACCCUCCCUGAAAACGUGGACGUCAGUAGCAGGUCAAAGGCCGCGGCCUCCGAACUUCCGUACGUGAAGAUGCUGAACCGAGUCCUGCCGCAGGACAUCAGGGUUUUGGACUGGGCGCCUGCCACGGAGGGCUUCAGCGCACGCUUCGACUGUCAGUCCCGCACCUACCGCUACUACUUCCCCCGGGGGUCUCUGGACGUGGCGUUGAUGGCAGAAGCUGCAAAAAGAUACGAAGGAACUCACGACUUUCGUAACCUUUGUAAGAUGGACGUGGGAAACGGAGUCCUGCAGUUCGAGAGGACCAUUCUCUCAGCCGCAGUCGAGCCCGUUCAGCCUCAGAGUCUCUCCAGCUCAAACCAAUACGACCUUUUUAUCUUUCAAAUCAAGGGAUUGGCCUUCCUUUAUCACCAGGUACGCUGCAUGAUGGCAGUGCUCCUCUUGAUCGGGCAAAAGCUGGAAGCCCCAGAGAUAAUUAAUCAGCUCCUGGAUGUUGAGAAUAACCCCAGGAAGCCCCAGUACAGCAUGGCGGUGGACUUCCCUCUGGUGCUGUACGACUGCCACUUUGAAGGUCUGAGCUGGAAGCAAGAGCCCGAAGACGCGAACCACGUCGUGUCGGCGCUGCGGCAGCACUGGACGCUGAGCACCGUCAGAGCGCACGUCCUGCAGGGGAUGAUCCAGGGGCUGGAGGCCAGAGGAGCCUCGUCCUCCGGCCACUGCCUGUUGGUCGAAGGCAGCAGGCAGAGGAACUACCGCCCACUGCUGGAGCGUCCGUGCUGCGAGAGCCUGGAGUCCAGGAUUGACCAUUUUGUCAAAAGAGGGCGGCUGGAGCGAGAGGAAGGGGAGAACGGAGGCGAGACGGUCCACAGAGGGAAAAGGUCGAAACACUCGCACAGCGCCUCCAGCCUGCCUGCUGCUUCAGAACAAAGUCCUGAUCACAAAGCAGAAGAUUAA
Messenger RNA from Salarias fasciatus (jewelled blenny), 1586 nucleotides. RefSeq names its product pseudouridylate synthase 3 (gene pus3). Lineage: Eukaryota; Metazoa; Chordata; Actinopteri; Blenniiformes; Blenniidae. Gene Ontology annotation, molecular function: pseudouridine synthase activity; RNA binding. Bases 165 to 1586 code for a protein of 473 amino acids. Gene Ontology annotation, cellular component: nucleus; cytoplasm. The record is from RefSeq and is a predicted model, not a curated record. Gene Ontology annotation, biological process: mRNA pseudouridine synthesis; tRNA pseudouridine synthesis. The transcript is spliced from 8 exons.